GUUGCGUGAUCUGCGUGCUCACUGCUCAGUGCAGUGGGAGGAGGGUUGUCUUCACAAGGUAUUAGCGACAAUCCUGUCAACAAACUCACAUAGAGUGUGAUGAAUCACGUUUACUGAAUGGACAUUUCUUGACAGAAGCAUUUUUAGUUCAAGGAAAGCGUGCAUUCUGGAGGAAAACUGAGUAAAUGUCAUCAGUGCUUUGACAUCUCCACUCCGGACCCCAAUUGAUGUUUUGUGGUAUCAACAUGACUGCUGUCAACAUCACCAGAGACAUCCUGCACAGGCAGAUCAGAGACAAGAGAGCACCAGCCUUCCAGAGGUCCUAUCAUGUGACCGACCCUUUCAUCAAAAGACUUGGGCUGGAGGCCGAGCUUCAGGGUCACACUGGCUGUGUGAACUGCCUGGAAUGGAAUGAAAGUGGAGAUUUACUGGCCUCGGGCUCGGAUGAUCAACAUGCCAUCGUCUGGGAUCCAUUCAAACACAAGAAGCUUACCACCAUGCACACAGGUCAUGCAGCAAAUAUUUUCUCUGUAAAGUUCCUCCCUCACUCCGGGGACAGGAUCUUGAUAACAGGCGCAGCCGACACAAAGGUCCAUGUGCAUGACCUGUCUGUGAAGGAGACCAUCCAUAUGUUUUCUGAUCACACCAACAGAGUCAAACGCAUUGCCACAGCCCCCAUGUGGCCCAACACCUUCUGGAGCGCUGCGGAGGAUGGCAUCAUCAGGCAGUACGACUUGAGGGAGAACAGUAAGCGCUCAGAGGUGCUGAUUGACCUCACGGAGUUCUGUGGUCAGCUGGUCGAGGCCAAGUGUCUCGCAGUCAACCCACGGGACAACAACUACAUGGCAGUGGGCGCCAAUGGGCCUUUUGUUCGCCUUUAUGACAUCAGGAUGAUUAACAACUACAGGAAAUCUAUGAAUCAGGGCACAUCAGCAGCUGUGCACACAUUCAGUGAGAAACCCAUCCCAGACGGAGCUGGGCAGUAUUACGUUGCAGGUCACUUGCCAGUGAAACUCCCAGACUACAACAAUCGCCUGAGAGUCUUGGUGGCCACCUAUGUCACCUUCAGUCCUGAUGGCACUGAGCUACUGGUUAACAUGGGUGGUGAACAGGUGUAUCUGUUUGACUUGACAUUUAAACAGAGGCCAUACACCUUCUUGAUUCCAAAGAAGUGCCAGUCAUCAACAGGAGAUGUACAGAAUGGAAAGACAACCAAUGGCGUCUCAAAUGGAAUUGUCUUGCCAACCAGCCAUAUUCGAUUUUCCGGAAGCACGACGGGCUCUAGUUCUACUGAGCUCCCUGCUUACUUGGAAAAGAUAAAGCAACAAGCUAAUGAUGCGUUUGCACGGCAGCAGUGGACGCAGGCCAUCCAGCUGUACAGUUUAGGCAUUCAUCAGGCCAGCUGCAACGCCAUGCUGUACGGGAACCGGGCAGCAGCAUACAUGAAACGCAAGUGGGACGGAGACCAUUAUGAUGCCCUCAAGGACUGCCUGAAGGCUCUGUCUCUGAACCCCACUCACCUAAAGGCUCAUUUCAGGCUGGCACGCUGUCUGUUUGAGCUGAAGUACGUGUCUGAAGCUAUGGAGUGUCUGGAUGAUUUCAAAGGGAAAUUUCCAGAUCAGGCCCACAGUAGUGCUUGUGAUUCCUUGGAUAAAGAUAUCAAGGCUGCUCUCUUCACCAAGACAGAAACAGCUGAAGAUAAGAAGGCCAACAGCUCCAUUCGAUUCCACUCAUUCAGUCGGAAAGAGUCCAUCCCUGAAGACGAGUUGGUGCUGAGAGAACGCAGCUUUGACUACAAGCACAGAUACUGCGGCCACUGCAACACCACCACUGAUAUCAAAGAGGCCAACUUCUUUGGAAGCAAAGGCCAGUACAUUGUCAGCGGCUCAGACGACGGCUCCUUCUUUAUCUGGGAAAAGGAGACGACUAACCUGGUGAGGAUCCUGCAGGGGGAUGAGUCCAUAGUGAACUGCCUGCAGCCCCACCCCAGCUACUGCUUCCUGGCCACGAGCGGUAUCGACCCUGUGGUUCGAUUAUGGAGCCCAAGAGCUGAGACAGAGACUGAGAACGGGCGGGUGGUGGAGGACAUGGAGAGUGCUGCUCAGGCGAAUCAGCGGCGCAUGAACGCUGACCCGCUGGAGGUCAUGCUGCUCAACAUGGGCUAUCGCAUCACAGGCCUGCGUGGCGUCGGUCCGGAUGGCUCCGAUGAUGAAGACAGCUCUGACGGACAAGUUCAGUGUCGGCCAAGCUAAACAAAUCUCAGCCAUUCUAGAGAAUGGAUGUAGGAAGCAAAGCGCUCUCCCAGCUCCUGUUUGAAUCUUCCCCCCCAACCAAUCUGACAGAAACAUUAAUUGAAUGUCAUGUCACAUCUCUGCACUAUGCAUCGCCCUCCCCUUUCCAAAGAGAGGACUGGUGGAGACCACUUUGGGGAGAGGAAUUUAUGGAGGGUGGAGAAGACAAACAUCUCGCCCCCUUCAAAGCACCAACCUCAGGGGGACACCUUUGAGGAGAGCACCUUCCACCACACUCCCCAGUUUGUCACGAAGACGAGGGAGUUCAGCACUUAUCCCUCCUCAGGUUUAUGUUGGAGAGACACUCAACACGCAGAAGGCCCUCAGACGACCUAUUUUCAGGUCAGUGUGGCUGCACAGUCGCAGUGUCCUCCCGGAGGAUCAGAUCACAGACCAGAAGACGGUGCUUUGUUGCACCUCCUGUCUCCUGGAGUCCGAGUGCCCGCUCGUCUCAGAAAGGCUGCACACCCAACACGACUUGGUCAUAUUUUUUGUUGGAGUUGUGAUCACAGGAAGCCAAGAAUAAAUUGUCUCUCUCCAAGUUGUAUUGUUGCUCCCAAGAAAUGUAUUUAAAAGCUGUGUUACGUUUAUAACUGUCAGAAAAGUGUUUUCUUCUGCCAAAGGUCGUCACUUCAAUGGCCAAGGAUUAAUGUCUGUUGUCUUUGUUUCAUUGAAACAUCAUGUUGGCAUACUGUUCUCCUUUUUAGUUGAGAUGUUUUACUACAAUAGUUUGUUGACAAGAUCAACAACAUAUCAACAGAAGAACAUUUGUAAAAAAAAAGAAAAAACGUUCUAAUGCAGUUUUUAUGUUAUAAAUCAAGCCCCAUUGAUUGCUUAUGUCAUUUGGCAUGAAAUGUUAGUGUGAAACUUCUGUUGGGUAUAAGAGGGGCACGGAUGCUAAUUUUUGCUAUAUGGUAACAGGGCGCUACAUGUUUGGUGGCUAUAGGGUUUCUGCCUACUAGCUGCGUGGCUCUAGCGCUAGUCCUCUGCUGCAGCCAGGUGUUCAGUCCUGCUUGCAUGAGGCUUCUCUGACCAUAGUUGUGAGCAAAAAUGGACACUAAGCCAUCCCAACUGUUGCUCAGAGAACAGCCCGUUGGGUCUUCUUUCCCCCUCAAAAGGGUAACUUUAAGGUCCUCAACAUCAUGCAACACUAAGCUUCCAUGUGUUUUACUUUGCUCAUUCAUUUGAGAUUUGAGGAAUCUUAUAAUUAUCUUUGUUGCAAACAAAGUCAACAAUAAAAGUAUUGAACACCUUG
Messenger RNA from Trematomus bernacchii (emerald rockcod), 3546 nucleotides. RefSeq names its product WD and tetratricopeptide repeats 1 (gene wdtc1). NCBI's taxonomy places the organism in Eukaryota, Metazoa, Chordata, Actinopteri, Perciformes, Nototheniidae. The record is from RefSeq and is a predicted model, not a curated record. Gene Ontology annotation, biological process: negative regulation of fatty acid biosynthetic process. The coding region runs from base 228 to 2252 and encodes 674 amino acids. The transcript has 16 exons. Gene Ontology annotation, cellular component: cytoplasm; Cul4-RING E3 ubiquitin ligase complex. Gene Ontology annotation, molecular function: protein binding.